Molecule: messenger RNA, 1144 nt
Organism: Aspergillus wentii DTO 134E9
Lineage: Eukaryota; Fungi; Ascomycota; Eurotiomycetes; Eurotiales; Aspergillaceae
Product: coatomer subunit zeta
Exons: 2
Coding region: 169-774 (201 amino acids)
Biological process (GO): retrograde vesicle-mediated transport, Golgi to endoplasmic reticulum; intra-Golgi vesicle-mediated transport; intracellular protein transport
Cellular component (GO): COPI vesicle coat
Source: RefSeq, a predicted model, not a curated record
ACUUUUGAUAUAGUCCGGAACAACAUUGUGGCGGCCUCCGGAUUGCGGACAGAUAGACUGUCAAUAAUGCCGACCAUCAGUUGUAUCGCAGACCAGCAAUUCCACUCACGUUCGUCAAGACUCGUUCCUUUUUAGCACUUUUUAAUUUUUCAAUAAAGGUUGCCCGCCAUGCCCGGUCCUUUGUCUCUCUUCUCCGUUAAUGCGGUCCUCCUUAUGUCCGCCGACGAUGGUUCUCGCAUCUUUACCAAAUAUUACUCGGCGCCUCACCCCCCAGCAGGUGCUGCACCCAAUGCGACUGAUUACCCUGGCGCCAAUCCUUAUCAAUCAGUGAAGGAACAGAAGGCUUUUGAACAGGGUCUCUUGGAGAAGACAAACAAGCAGUCCAGCGAUGUGAUUCUCUAUGAUAACCGGAUUGUCGUCUUUAAGAUGGAGAGUGAUGUGAUGCUCUAUGUGGUUGGAAGCGCAGAUGAGAAUGAAGUGCUCUUGUACAACGUGGUCCUGUCGUUGAGAGAUGCCUUGGGGAUCUUAUUCAAGGGUGCCACCGACAAGCGCACAAUCGUCGAGAACUACGACCUGGUCGCCCUGGCCAUUGACGAGAUUAUUGAUGACGGCAUCAUCCUGGAAACCGACCCCGUUCUUAUCGCCUCUCGUGUCAGCCGUGCCCCUGCACCGGACGCACCCAACAUGAAGAGCAUCGAUCUGUCCGAACAAGGUCUGCUGAAUGCCUGGGAGUUUGGAAAGCGACGCCUGGCCGAGGGAUUGCGACAGAUGUAGAUGGACGUUUGAGAUUAAACAUUUUUUUCAGUUUUCUUUUGAUGGGAGCAUUCAAUGCUGUUUCUUGCCCUGGCUUUUUCCCCUUCCCUAAUUUCAUCUGGCUGGUCCGGCGCAUUAUUGUGUGAUGUUCAUUGUUUUAUGACCUCUGUUGCCUCUAUUUACCAAAAUUACUCUUUGUUUGCAUUCACCUUGGGGCUUCUCUAGAGAUGGACCUUUUUAUCAGCGAGGCUGUUCCUGGAGAAAGAUUCUAUCAUAAUACCUACAGACUUCUUGACAGGGCAAAUGCAGAACAUUUAAGGGAGAAAAUAAAAAGCAGCACCCUAUAGACAUUUAGCUAUACAUAGAAAAAGCCAUUCAUUUUCAUGAAAUG